GUUUAUACCGCAUGGUCUUGGUAAACACAAACAAAUGAUGUGUGCUUUCAAAUCGGAAUACUAAACAAAUUUCUUAAGACAAAGCUUGAAACAGAACUUUAGGUUGAAAUGGGUGAUAUCGAAAAUGACGCUCGAAAGCCACAUAGAACAGCCCAUAGUGGUCGAAAAGCAGGAAAAAAAGAUGCAAAAAAGAAAAAGCAGAUUGACCAUGGUAAUUUUGGACAACCAAGAAAUCCCAAGGCAUUUGCCAUCCAGUCUACAACAAAAGCUGAAAGAAGAUUUCGAAGGACAAUGGAUAUCAAGAGCAAAGGAUAUCAUGUUCCCACUGUUGAUAGAACCCCUGCAAGACCAUCUCCAGCUAUUGUUGCACUUGUCGGCCCUCCUAAAGUUGGGAAGACUACCCUUUUAAAAUGUUUGAUAAAAAAUUUUACUCGACAGAAGAUGACUUCAAUCCAAGGACCAAUUACGCUUAUUUCAGGUAAAAAGAAACGUAUCACAUUCAUAGAAUGCAGCAAUGAUAUCAAUAUGAUGAUUGAUGUUGCAAAAAUAGCGGAUUUGGUGCUGUUACUAAUUGAUGCUAAAUCUGGGUUUGAAAUGGAAACUUUUGAGUUCAUGAAUAUUUGUCAAGUUCAUGGAAUGCCUCGUUUGAUGGGUGUUUUAACUCAUUUGGAUUUAUUUAAGAACAAAAAAGGUCUGCAGAAAACGAAAACAAUACUGAAGAAAAGAUAUCGCACUGAAAUUCCACGUGGCGAGAAGAUGUUUUACCUGUCUGGUAUAUUGCAUGGUGAGUAUCUUAAAAACGAAGUCCACAAUUUAGGAAGAUUCAUUUCUGUAAUGAAAUUUGAAGCAUCUGCGUGGAAAAAAACACAUCCUUAUGUGCUUGUGGAUAGGAUGGAAGAUAUUACUGAUCAUGAAUUACUGGCAAGUAAUCCCAUAGCUAAUAGAACUGUCUGCCUUUAUGGUUAUGCAAGAGGCGGUGCUUUAAAGAAAAAUUCACAUUACCAUGUUCCAGGUUGUGGUGAUUAUUUGAUUAAAAAUAUUCAUUUCCUUCCUGAUCCAUGUCCUCUUCCUGAUAAAAACAAAAAAAGGUCCUUGAAUGAGAAGGAACGAUUAAUUUACGCUCCAAUGUGUGGUGUUGGUGGUAUUGUGUAUGACAAAGAUGCAGUGUACAUUGAGUUAAAAGAAAAGAAAGAAGCAACUGUAGAGGAGGACAAACCAUCUGACAAAUUGGUUAAUUCCAUGGUAUCUGUACAACACACUAUAGAUGAGAAAAUGAAAGCAACGCAAAUUCAACUAUUUCCCGGUGACAAACCAUUGAAUGAAAGUGAAAUGUCUAGUGAAGAUGAAGAAUCAGAUAACAGUGACAACGAAUCUGCAAGUAAUGCCGAUAGUGAGGAAGAAGAUGAUGAUGAAGCAGGAGAUUCAUCUGAAGAGGAUAGUGAUGAUGAAGGCGAAAACUCAUCCGAUGACAAUUCUGAAGAAGGAGAGGAAUCUUCAGGAAAGUUAACCAAGAAAAUAAGUGGGAAAACCUUGAAGUCAUCCAAAAAACGGAAGGUUACUUUUGCUGAUGAAGACAGUGAUGGCUCUAAUAACUCCAAAGCAUCUCUUACCUCAAAAAAACAGAAAUUUUCAAAUGACAGCCAUGAUGAUGAUGAUGAGUUUGAAGAACUGGGUGGUGCAAAAUGGAAACAUAAUCUAAAGCAGAAAGCAGCAGAUGAGUUUUAUGAGCGACAGAAGGAAUCCUUCAAUCUUCAAAAGCUGGUGUAUGGACAGCGUCACAUUCAGGGAUCUGAUGACUCUGAUUCAGAAGAUGAAAUCGGUGGUCUGUUUCGCAUAGCAAAGUAUGAAAGAGAGAAAAAGGACUCUAAAUGUGAUAAUGGUUUGGAUUGUUCCAAAUUGGUUUUGACCAUUUCAAGAGAGUGGAUGGAUGAAAAAGAGAUGGAAAAAAUUCGUGAUUGCUUUGUUACUGGAAAAUGGGAUGAGCAUGAAGAUGCAGAAAAGCUUUUAAGUGAUGAAGAGGAACUGUAUGGGGAUUUUGAAGAUUUAGAAACAGGUGUUGUUCAUAAAGGCAAAGAAACGGUGUCAGAGAAAGCAGAAGCAGGUGAAAAUAAAACUGAAAAUGAAGAUCCCGAAAAGGCUGAAGAAAAAGAAAAAAGUCUUCAAGAAAAGAGAUUGGAGAAAAAGAAAAAACUAAAGGAAAUAUUUAACAAACAAUUUGAUGAUGCUGAGGGAAGAGCAUAUCAUGAUGACCUAAAAAUGGAAGCUGAUAAGCAAGGAGAACUUAACAAAAAAGAGUUUGAAGACUUGGAUGAUGAAGAUCGUGUGCAGUUUGAAGGUUAUCGACCUGGUCUAUACUUGAGAAUGGAAAUAGAAGAGAUGCCUUGUGAAUUUGUGAAAAAUUUUGAUCCAUCGUAUCCUGUAAUUGUGGGAUCGCUUUUAAAUGGAGAAGAUAAAUUGGGGUACCUACAAGUUCGUAUAAAGAAGCAUCGAUGGUACCCCAAAAUACUUAAAAGCAGAGAUCCUCUAAUAAUUUCCUUAGGAUGGCGACGAUUUCAGACCAUUCCACUGUACUACAUUGUCGACCACAAUAAGCGAAAUCGGCAUUUGAAAUAUACACCUAAACAUUUGCAUUGCAUGGCUGCAGUUUGGGGUCCUAUCACACAGCAGAAGUCAGGGAUAUUGGGUGUUCAAACUGUUAGUGAAAUAACUAGUAAUUUUAGAAUUGCUGCUGUAGGUAGUGUUACAGAAGUAAACCAAAUGACAAAUAUUGUUAAAAAACUGAAGCUUGUUGGUACUCCAUUAGAAAUUUUCAAGAAAACAGCAUUUAUUGAGGGUAUGUUUCAUUCUCCUCCAGAAGUUGUCAAAUAUGAAGGAGCUGCCAUUCGAACUGCUAGUGGCAUUCGAGGGCAGGUGAAGAAAGCACUAAGAGUCCCCCCUGGAGUUUUUCGUGCGACAUUUGAAGAUAAAAUUUUAAAAAGUGAUCUGAUUUUUCUUCGUACAUGGGUGAGUGUUGUUGUUCCAAAAUUUUGCAUCCUAGUCACUUCUCUCUUACUACCUGUUGGUCAGAAAGCAAAUUGGGAAGGAGCUAAAACUUUAGGACGCCUUCGCUAUGAAAAAGGUCUUCAUGCUCCAGUAUCAGAAGACUCCAAUUACAAGCCUAUUGAAAGGAAGUUUAAACAGUUUGCGCCUCUUGUGGUUCCUAAAAACUUACAGAAGGCCUUACCUUUCAAAGAUAAAAUUGUUCACAUGCCUAAAAAGAAGAAAGACCCAGAAAAUGAACGUGUUGCUGUUAUUAAAGAACCUAAAGAAAGAGAGGUAUCAAAAAUGUUGAAUAUGCUGAAGACUGUACAUCAAAUGAAAGUAAAGAAAGAAAAUAAGGCCAUGUGGCUGAGAGCAAGGGCUCAUCGUAAACAAAAGAAAAAGGAGGAAGUUAUUCAUCAUCAAAAAGUUCAGCAAAUGAAAAAACGCAUUCUUCGUAAGAGGAUCAGCAAACCACCACCUGAUGCAUGAACAUUGCAAAAUAAAUAUGUGCUCAUUUUCAUAACAAUAUUGUCACGGCACUCAUUGUGUGUUGUGCCUUAUUUAUUUUCUACAAUUUGUAAUGCAUAAACAUUAUGAGCAAAUUUGUAUAUAAAUGUUAUGUACAGUAUGAAAAUAUAAAACUUCA
This is a messenger RNA of Uloborus diversus, 3667 nucleotides long. Its product is annotated as ribosome biogenesis protein BMS1 homolog. The transcript has 25 exons. Gene Ontology annotation, molecular function: GTP binding; U3 snoRNA binding; GTPase activity. The record is from RefSeq and is a predicted model, not a curated record. NCBI's taxonomy places the organism in Eukaryota, Metazoa, Arthropoda, Arachnida, Araneae, Uloboridae. Gene Ontology annotation, biological process: ribosome biogenesis; endonucleolytic cleavage of tricistronic rRNA transcript (SSU-rRNA, 5.8S rRNA, LSU-rRNA); maturation of SSU-rRNA from tricistronic rRNA transcript (SSU-rRNA, 5.8S rRNA, LSU-rRNA). Gene Ontology annotation, cellular component: nucleus; 90S preribosome. Bases 109 to 3510 code for a protein of 1133 amino acids.